CCAUAAUCGCGACUGAUCGCGAUGAUUUAAAAAAAUAGAUUCCAGUGUAAUUUCAAUAAUAGUGUAUAAAAGGCUCCUAGGGAAGGGUAGACGUUUUAUGAGGGGCUUUUAUUUUGAUACUUUGAAGAGUGCAGUUUCCGGUGCAUCCAGUUGGAGUUAUUAUUGUUAUUGUGUGUUGCUGCCUGCUGUUUCUUCCCACCGUUCCUGGAAUUCGGAUGCUCGUUGGUGUUCAAAAUACCUCAUGGAAGAUAAUUUGGAGAGGGAAGACAUGAGUGAAUCGGAGGAGAACCAUCGUCAAGUCCAAACUGGAGAAAAAUCUUUUCCUUCCUCACAAACUGAAAGUCCUUUUUUGCUGACAAGAAGUGCACAAAUAUAUUUCACCUGCCCUCAGUGCGGAAGAUGUUUCCUACACAAACAAGGUCUUAAACUUCAUAUAAGAGUUCACACCGGAGAGAAACCAUACACAUGUGAUCAGUGUGACAAGAGUUUCACACGAAAAGGAAACCUUAAUGAUCACAUGAAAAUCCACACCGGAGAGAAGCCGUAUGCAUGUGAUCAUUGUGGGAAGAGUUUUUCACUAAAACAAAACCUUAAGGUUCACAUCAGAAUCCACACUGGAGAGAAACCACACGUUUGUGUUCAGUGCGGGAAGAGCUAUGCAGGAAAAUAUUUACUCAAUGAUCACAUGAAAAUCCACACUGGAGAAAAGCCGUAUGCAUGUGAUCAGUGUGGGAAGAGUUUCACGCAUAAAAAAAACUUUAACGAACACAUGACAAUCCACACUGGAGAGAAACCACACACUUGUGCGCAGUGUGGGAAGAGUUACGCACGAAAAGGAGCCCUUAAUGAUCACAUGAAAAUCCACACUGGAGAGAAUCUGCACACGUGUGAUCAGUGUGGGAAGAGUUUCAGGAAAUCAGGUGGUUUUAAAAAACAUCUGCUCAGUCAUUCUAGAGAAAGACUGUAUAAUUGUGACCAAUGCGGUAAAAAGUUUUUUAGGGCAGAUUUUCUGAAGAACCACCUGAAAGUUCAUACAAAGCAGAAGCCUUAUGUAUGUUCUUUGUGUGGAAAGAGUUUUAGACAGACGAGCGCAUUAAAAAUACACCAGAAAAGACACAGCGGUGUGAAGGAUCAUGCUUGCUCUGAGUGUGGGAAGUCUUUUUUUACAUAUGAUUCACUGAAAGUGCAUCAGUCAGUUCACACUCGAGAAACACCGUAUAAGUGUUCACACUGUGACAAGAGAUUCAAACGGUCAGGAUAUCUGAGAAUACAUGAGAGGAUCCACACUGGAGAGAAGCCGUAUCACUGCCACUCAUGUGGGAAGAGUUUCACUCAUUUAUCUUCUCUAAGCGGUCAUAAAAAAAAAUGCAUGUCUGAAAUUAAAACUUGCAGUUUGAGUUCUGGUCCUGUUCUCUGAGGUGCGAUGAUGUGUGGGACUGGAUAUAAUUUUAGUAUUAUUAUUCAUUUGUCAUUCUUCAUGCUUUUAUAUUUUAUGUUACUUGUUGUUUAAUCUUACGACUGUAUGGUUUGUAAGAGAUUAGAGAAUGUCUUCGUUUCAAGGUUUUUAAUGUUGGAGGAAAAUAAUGUGAAGCAGUGCUUUUCCAUUGUUGUUGCUUUGGUAUAGCAACACUUGUCUUAACAAGAUAGGAUCAGGAGACAAUAUGAGAAAACAGCUGGAAGUGGACGCGUUAAGUACCCAGCUAAAAGUGUACAGACAAAGAUUGGACCUGAUGGAAGAGAAGGAGGAGAGUGAUGAUCUCAGUGAAGCGGAGCAGAAACAUCAUGCCAAAACUGGUGACUGAAAACAAUUUCUUGCACAGAGAAAAACAGCCGAGAGGCAAAAAAGUUCACUUGUUCUCCGUGUGAAAAAAGUUUCCUGAACAAAGUCUUAAAAUUCUCAUGAGAGUUCAUAGUGGAGAGAAUGUGGGAGGAGUUUCACACAGAAAAGAAACCUUACUGGACACAUGAGGAUCCACACUGGAGAGAAGACAUAUAUGUGUGAUAAGUGUUGGAUAGCUAUAUAUCAAACACCUGUUGUAUUUUUACGUAAGGUUCAUGUAGGGCUAUUUAACGAUUUCCCAACCAUUGACAGUUU
Cyprinus carpio (common carp) is the source of this 2095-nucleotide messenger RNA. RefSeq lists its product as uncharacterized. NCBI's taxonomy places the organism in Eukaryota, Metazoa, Chordata, Actinopteri, Cypriniformes, Cyprinidae. The record is from RefSeq and is a predicted model, not a curated record.